GCCGCCGUAGCGGAGCACGCUGGGAAAUGUAGUCGCGGCGCGGAGGCUGCCGGGAGGCGCCAUGGCGGAACCGCCUGGGGAGGCGGGCGGCGGCGGGAGGGGCCCGGCGGCCGGGGUUGGGGGUCACCCCCGGGCGCGGCGGCGUUUGGAGGCGCUGCUGAACCGGAGCCUUCGCAUCCGUAUGUCGGACGGACGGACCUUGGUGGGAGCCUUCCUCUGCACCGACCGCGACGCCAACGUCAUCCUCGGCUCCGCGCAGGAGUUCCUCAAGGCCUCGGAUGCGUUCCCGGGCGCGGAGCCGCGCGUGUUGGGCCUCGCUAUGGUUCCGGGACACCACAUCGUCUCCAUCGAGGUGGAACGCGACGGCAGCGGCGCCGCCCCCUACCCGUGACCCCCCCGACACCCCCCCACCAAGGGGGGGGAGCCCCAAAAUUGGGGGGGACCCCCCCAGGAAUGAGAGACACACAC
Cuculus canorus (common cuckoo) is the source of this 468-nucleotide messenger RNA. It is a transcript of the gene NAA38, whose product is annotated as N-alpha-acetyltransferase 38, NatC auxiliary subunit. The coding region runs from base 62 to 391 and encodes 109 amino acids. Gene Ontology annotation, molecular function: RNA binding. NCBI's taxonomy places the organism in Eukaryota, Metazoa, Chordata, Aves, Cuculiformes, Cuculidae. The record is from RefSeq and is a predicted model, not a curated record. Gene Ontology annotation, cellular component: NatC complex. The transcript has 3 exons.